Rhagoletis pomonella (apple maggot) is the source of this 3891-nucleotide messenger RNA. RefSeq lists its product as uncharacterized. The record is from RefSeq and is a predicted model, not a curated record. The transcript has 5 exons. Bases 841 to 1350 code for a protein of 169 amino acids. Lineage: Eukaryota; Metazoa; Arthropoda; Insecta; Diptera; Tephritidae.
CUGUCAGUUGAUUUUCACAUGCUGAGAAAUUAACAACUAUAUAGGUUGAGGUGAUAUACUUUAAAUUAAACAUAGUACCUACUUAUACUCAAGCGAAGCGGUGAGAUAAAUUGAAGAACUUAUUCACUAAGUAGGAAUAUAGUAGAAACCAAGUGGUGGUAGUGGUGAAUUAUACAAUAUAAUAAAAUAACUCCAAUCAGCCGCCCCCCCUGGUUGAGCACGUUGUUUUUCAUUCAACAAAGCAGCUACAUAACAAUAUUUAAGAAGUUUUCGGUGGAAGUGCACUAAAUACCGAAUUAUGUUAUGUAAAGUGGCUUACGAAUAGUAAAGGCAUACGAAAGUGUUUGUGAUAUAAAGAUUCUGAAAUGUUUUGAAGUUGUGAUGAAAUUAUAGUGAAUUUUUUUCCUCUCGACGUCGAAGUUAGAAAACACAAUAAAAAGGUAAAUAAUACCAAAAUAGAGAGAAUAACUUAUACAAAUAAGUGCAAUUUAAUAAAUACACAUUUUUAUUAAAUAACAAAGGGCAGUGCUAUUACUGUAUCGUACACUGAGGCCAGCGGCAGUGGCAGAGUUAAGGACAAGUGCGAUCGUUGGGACGAGACAAGGGCAAAGAAAUUUACAUUCGCGCAUACAUACAUACAAUUAAAAGAAUUAAAUUGCGCGACGCGGUUACGAGCGCAAUUUUCUGAAAGCGAUUGUCAAAGCGUCAUUGCCGCAUUUAAAUUGGAAAAUUUUGCCAACAAUCACGCGCUUCUAUCGCCUCCCUGUAGCCGGUCGACACAAAAGUGCAAGUGAAAAUUUUCCACGGCCCCAUAUUUUUUGCAGUGCGAGCAUCCGUAAAAUGUUGACCGUGUCCAAAGGCCCCAGCAAGAUUGUCGCCAAAACACGCCGAGGUGUACCGCAAAAUUAUGAGAAGCUGUUUGAAAUCAAGGAGAGCGGUCGCAGAUCAUCUGAUCUAAAUAGUCCGGAGAAGAAAAAUGCCCCACGUCCUGUCUUCAAAAAAUCUGCUUCCAAUGGACGACAAAUAGAAGAAGUUUCAUUAACACCGCAACAUGAGGAAAUUGUACAAUACAUCAAUGACUCUUGGAAUGUCAUUGUGGCGCAUAAUCCCUACGAUUCAGCGUUUGAUGGCAAUGGGCAUGCUCAGCCGGCGGACUCCAACAACAACUCUGCCGGCUCAUCCAUCGCAUCCACCUCAACAUCAUCCGCUGCCUCAUCGGUGUGUACUUCACCACAACCGACCGCAUCGAUUUACUGCAUCGAACCGCCCAGCCCAGUGUUGAGCGAUUUCAAGCCAUUCGACUUAGUGACCUGGUGGUAUGAUCGCCUCUGUGAUGUAAAGAGCACGUGAAGUGUGACCAACUAAAAAGUAUGUGCGUGUGUGUGUGUGCGCGGGCGUGCGUGUGUGUGUAUGCAAGUAUGUGGCCAAAUAUUGUGAGACCAAGCACGUGCAACGAAGAGCAAUUGCGAUAAACAAAAACGAACAAAAUACAAAAAAAAAAAUUAAGAAAUAUUUACUACUACCAAAAAGUGACCAAACUAAAAAUUGUAACGCAUUCACAUUAGGAAAAUUGUAAAAACAUUUAGCCUGUUAGUCGCCGAAAUGCAGCAGCAGUAAUUAACAUACAUACAUAUGUACAUACAAACGAAACAUGUGUAAAUACAUACAAUGGCAUACGCGACAGAAAAUAGCUAGUAUUUACAUAGUUAAGGUUUUAUGUUUAGCAUACAAAAAAUUAUGCCUCUUAAAUUAUAAAGUUAGUUGUUACAGUUCUAAAGUAAUAAAUUUUACAUAAAAAACUAUGUUAAUUUGUUAAUUUUCAAUUUCACGAAAGCAAAGAAAAUUGCAAUUAAGCAAUAACGAACAUUUUACGUGCUCACAAAUAUUGUAUAUAUAAAUGUAUACAUGCAUACAUUUAGAUAAAUAUUAAUGUACAUACAUAUAUGUAUGUAUGCAUAAAGCAGCUAACAAAAUUUCAUAGGUGUAACGAUUUCGUUUUAUGAGUUAUGACAGUAUCGAACUAAAUGAGCGAUAUUGUGCAUAUGAGAAUCAAAAACAACCUUAUCUAACAAAAUGUUACGAGUUUUCCCAAUUGCAUUGAGGAAAGUAAUACCAACCAAUUAACUUGGCUGUAAGAUAAAUUAUGUACAUAAAUACAUACAUAUGUACAUGUGUACAAAGUAGUAAAAUAAGUACCUAUCGCUUAUUUACUAAAAGACUGUUAUAACUCCAAAACGAAAUAUUUGAGCAAAUGAUGAAGAAUUACUUGUUACAUAAAGUACGAGAUUGUGUAGUUUCCGCGUAAGAAGGCAAUAAUCAUCUCGUGUUCCUUCAUUUUGUGGGCAAAUUGAAAAAUUGUUAUGCAUGUCUAUGCGAAAAUUUAAUUUUUUGAGUUAUGACUGUCUUUUAGUAAAUUAUGUGUAAAUGCUUCAUACAAAAAUCGUAAAAUCAAACUUCCAUUGACAGAUAUUUUCUAACGCCGGAUUUCCACUGGUCAUUAAAUGACAAAAACGUUUAAUGACAAAAACGUCAACAAGUCUGUUUCCACAUGCCACACAUUGAUUAAUGGUAGACAAUUUUUCGUCAUUCGUCAUUUCGUCGAUAAAGAGAAAACCCAUUUCUAAAUUAUGAUUUUAAGCAGACAAAAUAAAAAAUAAAACCUAAACAAUUAUACAACGCAUCAAAAUGCACAAUAACACCAUCUGCCUUAUUUGUAACAUAGUGUAAAAUUAUUUAAAUAGUUUUCCCACUCUAGAUUCAAUAGCCCGUAGUCAUAGAGAAGUUAGAAAAAGGUUUUAAUGAUUAAAAUUGUUUUUUAUGGUAAUCACCAUUUAACUCUUUCAUAAUCAACUUAAAAUGCAUUUUAUUUUAUUUUUGAUUUUUCCAUUUUUUAAUAUAACUAUUACUUUAUUUUAUUAGAUUUUAUUUUAUUUAUUUAUGGUAUUUCACACAAUUAUACAAAGUUAAUCAAAUUCUUUGGAGUUUAAUUUUAAUUAAAAAGUCAAAAUAACUAUAUUUACAAAAAAAAAAUUAAAUAAUAUUUUAACAAAAAAAAAAAAAAUAAUACGUAAAAAAAAUGUUUACUGACUGUAGAAUCGAACCCACGACUUCGCAGCGUGCUAAAUCAGCAAUCCUGCAGCGGACACAGGGUGAACUAAUAAAAGUACUCAUAUUUCUUUAUAGAUAUUGCCGAGUAAAUUUUUUCUCUGUUCUCUCUCAUCUUAACAAAAAGCUGUUUCUAAGAUGUCUAUGAUUGACACAAUUUUAAUUCGAUUCUAAACUCAAAACCUUAAUUUAACAAAAAAGAGUUUUAACUUACGCCUAUGACUUAUGGGCCAUGGAUUUUAACCAACUUGAAAUCAGUAGCAAAAAAUUUACGCCAAGGUGUAGAACAGUUUGGUAGACACUGUAGCCGCGCACAGUUUGAGUGUGAUGAAUAAAAUUUUGGCAGCCACUCUUUAUUUGUUGUUCUUCAGCACCGCUAGAGGGUCUAUUUGCUAUAAAAAAAUUAUAGUAAUUGACAGUUAUUAGGACGUAGACGCAAGGAUAUUUUGAGAAGCAGUGCUUUUUUCAUAAACAUUGAGUUAAGAGCAUGAAAAUAUGCUGAUUAUAUUUAACACACUUAGCAAUAAAUGCAGUGCAUUCUCGUUAAUCGCAACUAAACUUAUAAGCUGACAUCUAUGCCGCUGUUACUAUGCUUCCUAGUUUUAUUUAUCAAAUUUUGGGAUUUUUUUUUUGCUCUGAACACGUCCUUACUAUAACCAUCCACAGGAACAUUAAUGCCGAAUUUCUAUUAGGCAUUCAAAUAACAAAAAGUUUCUGGCAUUUACAAAAUUUUUUGUGCAAAGGGAUUAAUUAGUAAAAUUGCCUAAAAUAAAACGUAUAAUUGAA